Molecule: messenger RNA, 1608 nt
Organism: Drosophila yakuba
Lineage: Eukaryota; Metazoa; Arthropoda; Insecta; Diptera; Drosophilidae
Gene: Rbbp5
Product: retinoblastoma-binding protein 5 homolog
Exons: 7
Coding region: 51-1517 (488 amino acids)
Cellular component (GO): Set1C/COMPASS complex
Molecular function (GO): protein binding
Source: RefSeq, a predicted model, not a curated record
UCCGUGUGAAUGGCAGCUGCCAUUUUUGAAGAAGAAGAUAGUAAACAAAAAUGAAUUUGGAGCUGCUAGAAUCAUUUGGACAGAACUACCCGGAGGAGUUUGAUGGCUCCCUGGAUUGCAUUUCGUUGGCCGUGACGUGUGCCUUUAACAAAUACGGAACCCUUUUGGCCGUAGGAUGCAAUGAUGGUCGCAUCGUAAUCUGGGAUUUUCUGACGCGGGGCAUUGCCAAGAUUAUUUCGGCACAUGUGCAUCCCGUUUGCAGUCUCAGUUGGACCAGGAAUGGUCACAAGUUACUUUCAGCUUCCACGGAUAACAACGUGUGCAUUUGGGAUGUGCUUACCGGCGAACUAGAACAAAAAUACAGGUUCCCUUCGCCUGUGCUGAAAGUCCAGUUCGAUCCGCGAAAUGACAACCGACUUUUGGUCUGCCCCAUGCGAUAUGCCGCCGUUCUGGUAGAGGUCGGCGGAACUCACCGUUGCCUGCCCUUGGAUUCCGAUGGUGAUUUGAACAUCGUGGCUUCAUUCGAUCGCAGAGGCAAACACAUCUACACAGGCAACGCCAAAGGAAAAAUACUCGUGCUAGAUGUUGAAACCUUUGAGGUGGUCGCCAGUUUUCGCAUUAUUGUAGGCACCUCAAGUGCAACGGCUGUAAAAAGUAUCGAGUUUGCGAGGCGGGGAGACGCCUUUCUUAUUAACACCUCAGACCGAGUUAUUCGUGUUUAUGACUCAAAAGAAAUUAUCACUCUAGGCAAAGACGGUGAACCGGAACCUAUACAAAAGCUGCAGGACUUGGUUAAUAAAACCACCUGGAAAAAGUGCUGCUUCUCCGGUGAUGGGGAGUACAUAUGCGCUGGCAGUGCUCGCCAGCAUGCUCUUUACAUUUGGGAAAAGUCUAUUGGUAACCUGGUGAAGAUCCUGCACGGCACCAAGGGUGAGCUUCUCUUGGACGUGGUUUGGCAUCCUGUGCGGCCUAUCAUUGCUAGCAUCAGCUCCGGCCUGGUAUCAAUUUGGGCCCAAAAUCAAGUGGAAAACUGGUCUGCCUUUGCACCAGAUUUUAAGGAAUUAGAUGAAAACGUAGAGUACGAGGAGCGAGAGUCAGAGUUCGAUAUUGCGGACGAAGACAAGUCUGUGGAUCUGAACGCAGACGCGCAACAGGACGAGGAAAUUGAGGUGGACGUGCAGAAAGUGGAGCCGGUGGCUGCCUUUUGCUCCUCGGACGAGGAGGGCGAGGACGAAAAUGCCCUACAGUUUCUGCCCAUGGCACCGGAAGUGGAGGAUCCCGAGGAUGGCUGGGCUGGUCAAGACGGACUGGAGCCUAGUGCAGUUAUGCUCAGCUCUGAACCACAUGACUAUGAGGACGACAUAUUGGCUUCCAAGCGACGACGCAUGCAGCUCUAUGAUGUCAGCUUACCUGAUGCACCCACUGAUGAAACGCACCCCCUAAUUUCUAGCAAGGCCAGCAAAGAUAAACAACAGCCCGUGGGUGGCAAAAAGGCUACCGGACGUACAAAAAAAUAAACAUCAUUCGACUUUGCGUAAUCGUUCUCUUUGUAUAUAAAUAAAGGCUCGCUCGUGUCGCAAAUCAGCCAAACAUAAUCGGCGAAAAGUA